CGAGGAGCCUAAAACUCUCGAGUUUAAGAUCUAAACAUUGCUUAGUCUUUGUUGUAUCCUUGUUUUUAGAUGAAAAAAAACAAGAAAUAAAAGCGAGAUUACGACGUAGACGGCACUCAUUCAUUAAUGAAGCAUCGUCAUGGAUUAAUGAGUCAGGUGGGAUGAUCCUACAACCUCGUCACAAGAAAUCUUUACACUUUUUUUAUUCUGUUUCUGGAAACUAAUACACGAAUAUAAUUCUUCCCAAAUUUCUUCAUUUACAACCCAACAACACUCCCUGUCUAAAAAAUUGAAACGUGAAUGAAUGAUAUUGUAACAAUUGGUGGAAAUUUUGGGAGGACAACACGAAGAUGAACGUUGCAGUGGGUGUUCGGGCAGCAAUUCCAGUUGGGUCACCCCUCGUUUCAGCCAAAAGGGGCUCAACAAGCAAAGAAUUUAUUUUGACACAGCCAUCAGCACUGAACGGCAGCUCAACAAAUUUGCCAAGACGCAAUUCCCUGCAUUCUAAGUCAAAAGUCUACAUAGUACAGAGAGUGAAGCACUGUUCUACUAUUUCGGCCACUUCGACUGAAAGCAGUCAAACAAUGGAAAAUGCUGAAGUAGGUACAGAGAAUCUGGGAAUCCUGGGUGUGGAUUCAUCUCUGGAACCCUACACAGAUCAUUUCAGAUAUAGAGUUCAGAAAUUUUUGGAUCAAGCUCAGCUCAUUGAGAAAUACGAAGGCGGCCUCGAGCAAUUUUCCCAAGGAUACUUAAAAUUUGGAUUCAAUCGAGAAGAAGGGAGCAUUCUCUAUCGGGAAUGGGCUCCUGCUGCUCAGGAGGCCCAGCUUAUUGGAGACUUCAAUGGGUGGGAUGGUUCCAACUACAAAAUGGAAAAGAACCAGUUUGGUGUUUGGAGCAUUAGAAUACCGGAUUCUGGUGGAAAAUCCGCUAUUUCUCACAAUUCAAGAGUCAAAAUUAGGUUUAAGCAUGGAAAUGGAAUUUGGGUUGACCGAAUUCCAGCAUGGAUCAAAUAUGCCACAGUGGAUCCCACGAGGUUUGCAGCACCAUAUGAUGGCGUAUACUGGGAGCCUCCUCCUGAAGAAAGCUACCAAUUUCAGUAUCCUCGUCCUCCGAAGCCAAAGGCUCCCCGGAUUUAUGAGGCUCAUGUUGGAAUGAGUAGCUCAGAGCCUCGAAUAAAUUCAUAUAGGGAAUUUGCAGAUGAUGUUUUGCCUCGCAUUAAAGCAAACAAUUACAAUACAGUGCAGCUGAUGGCCGUGAUGGAGCAUUCCUACUAUGCUUCUUUUGGAUAUCAUGUGACAAACUUCUUUGCAGUGAGCAGUAGAUCUGGAAACCCUGAGGAUCUCAAGUAUCUGAUUGACAAGGCUCACAGCUUAGGUUUAAGAGUACUGAUGGAUGUUGUUCACAGCCAUGCUAGCAAUAAUGUCACUGAUGGUUUGAAUGGUUUCGAUGUUGGCCAAAGUUCACAGGAUUCCUACUUCCAUAAUGGAGACCGUGGUUAUCAUAAGCUAUGGGAUAGUAGGCUGUUCAAUUAUGCAAACUGGGAAGUUCUUCGAUUCCUCCUAUCUAACGUAAGGUGGUGGCUCGAAGAGUACAGAUUUGAUGGUUUUCGUUUCGAUGGAGUAACCUCCAUGCUAUAUCACCAUCAUGGAAUUAACAUGGGGUUUUCAGGAAACUAUAACGAGUAUUUCAGUGAGGCAACCGAUGUUGACGCUGUGGUUUAUCUGAUGCUAGCCAAUCGUUUGAUAUACAACAUUUUUCCUGAUGCUUCAGUGAUCGCAGAGGAUGUAUCUGGUAUGCCUGGAUUAUGUCGCCCUGUUUCUGAAGGGGGUGUUGGGUUUGACUAUCGACUUGCAAUGGCUAUUCCUGACAAGUGGAUUGACUACUUGAAAAAUAAGAAGGAUGAUGAAUGGUCCAUGAAUGAAAUCAUGCUAAGCUUGACCAAUAGAAGAUACACUGAGAAGUGUGUAGCAUAUGCAGAAAGUCAUGAUCAGGGCAUUGUUGGUGAUAAAACGAUGGCUUUUUUGCUAAUGGACCAAGAAAUGUAUACUGGAAUGUCUUGCCUGACAGAAGCUUCUCCAGUAGUUGAAAGAGGGAUUGCAAUGCAUAAGAUGAUUCAUUUUAUAACAAUGGCCCUUGGAGGGGAAGGUUACCUGAACUUCAUGGGUAAUGAGUUUGGACAUCCCGAAUGGAUUGAUUUCCCUAGAGAAGGCAAUGGUUGGAGUUACGAUAUGUGCAGACGUCAAUGGAACCUGAUUGAUACAGAUCACCUGAGAUACAAGUUCCUGAAUGCCUUCAAUUGUGCCAUGAACUUGUUAGAUGAGAAAUUUUCAUUUCUCUCCUCAUCAAAGCAGAUUGUUAGCAGUACAAAUGAAGAAGACAAGGUUAUUGUGUUUGAAAGAGGCGAUUUGGUGUUUGUCUUCAACUUCCAUCCAGAAAAUACAUACGAAGGUUACAAAAUUGGGUGUGAUCUGCCUGGGAAGUAUCGUGUUGCACUUGAUAGUGAUGCUUUGGAAUUCGGUGGAAGAGGAAGGGUGGGUCAUGACGUUGAUCAUUUCACAAAUCCUGAAGGAAUACCAGGAGUUCCUGAGACAAAUUUCAACAACCGUCCUAAUUCCUUCAAAAUCCUAUCACCAGCUCGUACAUGUGUGGCAUAUUACAGAGUAGAAGACUAUCCAGAAGAAGGUGUUGCAAAAAAUGCUACUGUUGCUGCUGAUAUUCCAGAAGGAGAAGAGGGGGAUGAAGGUGAAGGUGUUAGCCCCACGCUCAAAGAACCAGCCCCUGCUGAAGGGAAUGGUAGUCCAAGCAUAGAGGUUAUCCCAUCAACAGACAAGGUCGUGGUCGGUAUACAACCCAGUAACACAGAAUUAAAUCCCUUCACAGCUACUGACUUUAAAGUCAAUGUACCUUUUCUGUCAUCCUUGCCCUUCGCUUUUGUUCGCGGAUAUCUGUUAGCGUAAAUAAGUAGCUAGGCUGCUUACAAGUCUACGUAAGUUGCAGUUCGAUAAUGUAUGAAUAAAUCAAAUCAAAGAAUUUUGUUACCAAUAUGUAAAUGUAUUACAAGGUUAUUAUGACCAA
Molecule: messenger RNA, 3075 nt
Organism: Spinacia oleracea (spinach)
Lineage: Eukaryota; Viridiplantae; Streptophyta; Magnoliopsida; Caryophyllales; Amaranthaceae
Product: 1,4-alpha-glucan-branching enzyme 1, chloroplastic/amyloplastic
Exons: 15
Coding region: 351-2957 (868 amino acids)
Biological process (GO): glycogen biosynthetic process
Cellular component (GO): cytoplasm
Molecular function (GO): 1,4-alpha-glucan branching enzyme activity; cation binding; hydrolase activity, hydrolyzing O-glycosyl compounds
Source: RefSeq, a predicted model, not a curated record